AUGGCUUCGGAACCAGAUUUUGACGACGAUUUUUUCCUGGACAGGAACCAUGCGGAUGUUCAUCGAGAAGGGGAGGAUGAGCAUGAGCGACGCUUCAGAGAGGCGUGUAGGGAAAUAAAAGACAUCAGAAGGCAUUUUGACGAAAGUGAUGUUGACGAGUUCUUCACUAAAUAUGGCGAUGUUGUUAAUCAGCGCUCGAAGAAAACUACGGCCAAUCUUCUCCACACGCUUGUCGACGUGGUUACGCACAAUGAAGUUCAACCAAAACACAUUGAGAUUCUAGUCCGAAGAGUGGUUGAGAAUUUUCCGGAUUUGCUGACGCAUCCAAAUGAGGAGACAUAUAAUCCAAUUUUCCUGGCGAUCAAAGCCUCUCAAAAAGGCUCUCACGAUGAGCUGGUCGAUUAUAUGAUAACAACGUGUGCUUCGAAAACGGAGGACACUCCGCAUGGGCGGUCACUCAAUUACGCUUUGAGUAUGAAGAUGAAGGAUGGCAAAACCUGUCUUCAUCUUGCGAUAGCAAAGCAGCUGAGCCCAAAGACAAUCAAGGCACUUAUUGAGUAUGCCAGUGACGAGGCCCUGGCUGUGCAAGACGAGGAUGGCAAGACGCCAAUGCAUCAUGCGACGCUCUUUAAGAGUUGCACAGAUACUGGAAUAGAGCUCAUUAAGCUCUUUCUUGAGAGAGACAUUCGAAUAAGGCAAUCUAAACUCAGACCUCCAAAGACGUUUCUUGAUGCCACUGAUAAUAGUGGUGCGUCAGUCUAUUGGCAACUUCAGACGAAUAAAACCUCUGUCACCAAUGCCUACAAUGACUGGUUAGCAAAGAAACUAUCGGCAGAUACUAGUAAAAAGAGCCAACAGCCUAUUCACAGAGAGCGCGCCAAAGCAUCGCUAAUUGGAGAUAAUACGCCUCAGAUGGGUUCAAGGCUUUCAAGAUCUAGCGCAUUUGUUGAACCUGUUGACCGAAACGGUCAAGAUUAUGAGGUUAGCAUUCUUGAUAUCCGGGAAAAAGAACGCGGAAUGAAGAAAGAUGAUCGUUUCACGCAACCUGCAAUGUCUACAAUAGCUGCUGAGAUAAAGAAGCGCGGAGCGGAGAACCGAAACACUAGUCAGGAUCGAUCAAAUAUGCUCAAUGGAGGGUAUUCAGGUAUGGGAGGGUUUGUAGAUGAUAGAAACAUCCCAGAAAUUACACCCAAUAUCUCACUCAAACGGAGAGGUACGGAAAAUCUGGAGACAACUCAAGGCAAAGAGAAGGAAAGAGUGGCUUCUAAUUCUAAUUCGGCUCCAAAGAAGCCUAACUCAUCUGAAUUUAUGCCGGUCCUGAUCAAAAACUCGAAUGCUAUACUCCUCGAUCUGAAAAUCCAUUAUCUGAGGACUAGAAGCACUGAAUUAGCAAUAUCCUUCUUACAUGGCUCCAACAUGCAAGACAUACAUAUCAGCUUCGACUAUGAUAGUUUACCAAGGAAAUUGCUUUGGCACGAAUUUCUUAAACGUUUUGGUUCGUCCAAGAGUGGUCGCCUCACCUUUGACAAUGUACUUCAAUAUGUGACACUUCCAAGGGUUUCAGUCAAUGUCACAGGCCGACUUGCAGAUAUUGAGCGAGAAGCAGAAGAAGAAUCUGGAUUGCGCCAAAUUGGGGCCCUCGGGCGCAAAGAUGCAAAGUAUUUUCUUGACUGGCUGUUUGAUAAGGGUGUACGACAUAUUAUCAGUCUGUCCGUGGAAGACGGUGGACGAUCUGACGAGAAGGUCCAUAGCGAUCAAGUUAUUCAAGAGUCACUUGAGAGACUAAUCGUUGAGCAUCUCGAUUGGCAAAAGAUUGACUUGGACCCUGAGACGAUACUACGCGUGGGGUGUAAAAUUAUUCAGCAAGACGGCUCAUAUACGAUAUCUGAGAGUGACCAAAUAAGUACUCCACUGGUAUCGCAGCAUCUGAGACAACUUUCUUUGAGGUGGAGCGGCAGCAAUGCUGUGCUUCGUUCUUGGAGCGAACCUGAUGGGCUCGUUCUGUUACCGCAAUUGCAAAAAAUAAAAUUGGUUAAGCCAUCUCCAGCCAAGGAUUAUGAUAGCCCGCAAUGGAUUAGUAGAAUUGUGAACGACUUUCAAAAAAGGCUUAAUUCUAACAGAAAGACAAUCCGAGAUCGUUUGUUUACGGCUUCAGAUACGGAGAGCACAUCGCUUAACAUGACAUAUGGAAGUGUUGAAGUUACGAUGGUCAACUCGGACAAUGAAGAAGAGAAAAUUUCGACAUCCGACACUGAGCUUCCAUUUACAACGCCAUCCAUUGUCAGAGAUGUCAACCCGCACAAAUGGCUGGACACCACCGCAAGAUUCGCAAGUGAAAUGACCCCAUUCUGGCAGAAAACAGUCAAAGAAUUUCUUUCAGCAAAAGGCAACCCGGCCACUACUGAGGGAGUAGAAACCGAUGUCAUCGUGGCGCUAAUAGAUGAUGGCGUCGACAUGUUUGACACGGCCCUUUCCGACAGGGUGGUUGAGGGUAAGAGUUUUGACUAUCAUGACGGGAAGGUCAGGCCUCCGUUUUCUUCAGCUCAAGGCCAUGGGACUGUCAUGGCUAGCAUGAUCCUAAGCAUGUGUCCGAUGGCCAAAGUGUAUCCAAUACGGCUCAGGACACAUCUUAAUGCCAACGGAAAGAGAAAUAUUGACGCAGACUAUGCAGCGCAGGCUAUACAAGCUGCUUUAAAUAAGAAGGCUACUAUCAUCUCAAUGUCUUGGACGUUACCAAUGCCAAAGGAUAAGAGUGGAUCGAAAUCUCGAUUACACACUGUUCUACAAAAGGCCGUCGACAGAAAAGUGCUCAUGUUUUGCUCAGCGCCUGAUGAUGGGAAAUUUACAGAGCUAGACUAUCCCAGCGGUCCAUGGCCCGACCAUUUCUUCCGCAUUGGCGCUGCAGCGGCAGAUGGAACUAUUUUCAAAUGGACUCCCGACGUUGGCAUCACGUACGUUUUGCCAGGCGUUGAAGUGGUUGUGAACCGCAGUCUACACGCUAGAGAAAGACUUACCAAACGUGUUGGUGACGUCGAGUACGAGACAGGAUCCAGCGUCGCUACCGCACUCGCAGCUGGUCUUGCUGCCAUGAUCAUUUACUGCAUCAAAGCGAGUAUCUUGUCGACGAAGUUGGUGAACCAAAACAGAGAUCCGAUUGUGGGAAUUGCCAUUGCGGACAACGAUGCAAAUAUGAUUGCGAAUCCUGAAGCAAUGAAGAGGGCAUUUGCUCGCCUGGGUCGGGUCACGAGUGCCAACUUUAUUCAAAUCUGGGAGAAGCUGGAUCAUGUUAGCGAUACUCUUGAAGUUUUGAACGGGAGAGAGCUGAAACCAGAGGAAAGGCUGAAAUAUCUGAAGCAAUUUAUUGACUUUGGAUGUGACCUUGCAAGUUCGAUCCGAGCGUAA
Messenger RNA from Trichoderma breve, 3402 nucleotides. Its product is annotated as subtilase family domain-containing protein. Gene Ontology annotation, molecular function: serine-type endopeptidase activity; protein binding. The transcript is spliced from 5 exons. The record is from RefSeq and is a predicted model, not a curated record. Lineage: Eukaryota; Fungi; Ascomycota; Sordariomycetes; Hypocreales; Hypocreaceae. Bases 1 to 3402 code for a protein of 1133 amino acids. Gene Ontology annotation, biological process: proteolysis.